Messenger RNA from Pelagomonas calceolata, 1692 nucleotides. The record is from the annotation of a GenBank genome assembly. Lineage: Eukaryota; Pelagophyceae; Pelagomonadales; Pelagomonadaceae.
CUUGGCAAGCGAAGUUGCUGAAAGCAGCACGCAUUGGCGCUGCACCGCGUUCAUUGCAAGUUAGAGGCUCCCCGGAGGCGUUCGUGCUGUAAGGAAUCAGAUCCUUGCACGGCCCUUGCCGCAGACGACUUAUGCGGUACUUGCUGCUGCUGCUGACACAAGCCAGGCAAUGUGCAGCGCUGCAUCGCGCGCUCGCGGCAUCGCGCGCCCUUGAUAACUGUCCCCCUAUUGCCACCCGCCAUCGACCCACUGCGCCGCAACACUUGCACUUGCACGCGCGCGGCAAUCAACGCCGUCGGCCAACCUGCAGCUGCGCCGGCCAGUGUGCGAGCAAUCGACCCGCCGUGCGACACGUCGAGGACGAUGCCACUCUCGAAGCCGUGGACGAAGACCCUCGCGGUCCACGGCUGGGGAAGACGGGUGCGGUGGGCGCGGGCGCGCGCCCUCGACGGCGUAGGAGCUGUUGCUCGGCAGCGGCCGCCCCUACCCGCGCCCAAGUUCGCCCUCCUCCACGCCGUCGAGGAGACGCGGUUCAGAGACGACGUCGCGUCGAUGGCGUGGGGUUCUCGCGGUUCGGGCCCGCAAGCCCCGUCCACAUGCGCUUGGCCGGGGCUCACUCGACGGCCGACACGGGCUGCGGCCGCUGCGAGACGAGCGUCGCGCGGAUCUGCGGCGUGACGACGAAGGUCACCGCGGGAGGAGGGUCGCCACCACGUAAUCGGUUCGCCAGUCGACGCGCCCGCGGAGGACACGUUGUAUCGACACGUCGACGGUGUCACGGGCACCACGACGACGUGGGCGCGAUCUUCGCCGUCGCGCAGGAGAUCGGCACGUCGAUCUUCCUCGCGAACAAGGGUCUCGAGCGACGGCAAGCGUCUGCAGCGCCUCCGCGUUCCGCUCCCGUCGCGCCGUCGCGACGUGUUGGCGGGACGGGUGAACGCCGGCGCUGGCGCCGCGACGGCGGGAUGGGGACGCACGCCCGUGCAGCAGGCGCUGGUCGCGGGGGUGCUCAUAGUACCUCGUCGACGAGUGCUCUCGAUCGGGGACGGGCGGCUUCAUCGAAUUUUGCGUUCGACGUCGCCGUCGGCGCCUGCGUAUUGCUUUUACGAGACGUGCCUCAGCGAGCGGCCAAGGCGUCGUUCACGCCGGCGCGACGACCGCUGCGAUCCUCUUGGAUCGCGAGGGGCGGUCAUUUGAAGCUGGCGGACCCGACGCAUGGCCGCGCACGGCCACACACGCGAGCCUUGUCAUCUCGCCCGAUGGCGUGGGAGGCGUUCGGCAGCAGUUGUAGGCGCCCGGAGCUUGUUCGACGGGCACGCCAAGGUCUUGGCGCCUGUCCACGCCGCGCGCGCCUGGAGCGCGCCGCCGCGACGCGCCGACCUGCCCAUCGUAACGACCGCGUCGACGACGCAAGCCGUGGAGCUGGCACAAACGAUCCGGAGGGCCGCGGCGAGCCCGCGCCGUCGCCGCGACGAGCGACACCGGCGCCUCGACCGACGGCACAACGCGUUCGUCAGGCACGCCAUCGACGCCGAGAGUUGCGCUGGCCGCGGCGCCCGCCCCUUCGACGGCGACGGCGCCCACCACUGGAUGGGAUGUCGAAGCUUCGGCGUGGCUGGCGCGUGGCACCAGAGAGUUGCAAGCGGCCCGCGGUAGUCGCUCUUCCUGUAUCUUGUGUAGUUUAAACCCAAC